Molecule: messenger RNA, 2042 nt
Organism: Tripterygium wilfordii
Lineage: Eukaryota; Viridiplantae; Streptophyta; Magnoliopsida; Celastrales; Celastraceae
Product: probable serine/threonine-protein kinase PBL19
Exons: 4
Coding region: 590-1759 (389 amino acids)
Biological process (GO): protein phosphorylation
Molecular function (GO): ATP binding; protein kinase activity
Source: RefSeq, a predicted model, not a curated record
AACUUGUGGACUGAUCAUCUUCCAGUCUUAAACAUCUGUCUUUUUUCAAUCUGUUUUAUUUUCGUUUCACACUAGCCAGUUGCCACAGUUUUCUUGUCUCUUUGUGUGCAAAUUUGUAAUGUGACAGUUCUAUACUUUUCUGGAUUUGAAACAGUAUUUGGCUUCUCUUUUGGGUCUUGGGUUCUUGCUCAUACUCGUCUUAAGCGACGAUACGUCAAUACCCAAUUGUCCCGUUGAACACCUCUUCAAUUCUUAUAAAUUGUUUUCUUAUCUGUUUUUUUUUUCUUAUCAUGGGUUCUCUCAUCCAAUUUGCAUCUGGGUUUUCUUGUUGUCUUUGAUUCCUGCAUAAUUGGCUUGUUUUGAUUAUUUUUCCAUCUGGUUCUGAUUCUUCUCCUGUUUGGCUUCUUCACAUUGAAGGUCCUUCAUUUUUCUUCCAUUAUCCUCCCUUCCAAUCCGUCUACAUGUGUUAGUUUGUUCGCUAUCUACUUGAUCAAAUUCCUCGAAGAAAACCUGCUUAUUUAGUGGUUAGUUGCAGGAUUUUGUCAUAGUUGAGUUUUGGUUUUGGGAUUGAAAGUUAAAAGCUUGGAGAAUGAAGUGCUUUUUCAUAUUCAAGGACAAAACCAAGGAAAAGAAGGGAAGACAAACUGCCUCAGCUUUGAAAAACCAAACCAGUAAAUCAAAUGAUUCAGCUUUGGCUCCAUCAGCGAGAUCGCUGCCAUCUCCACGGAGCAUACCGGAAUUGUACAAAGAGAAUGAACACAAUUUGAGAGUUUUCUCUGUUCAGGAGCUCAGAGAGGCAACAAAUGGUUUUAGCAGAUUGUUGAAGAUUGGAGAAGGUGGUUUUGGUAGUGUGUAUAAGGGUCAGAUUAACCCUGCUAAUGGGAAAGGUGAUCCUAUGAUCGUUGCCAUUAAGAGACUGAACAGUCGAGGCCAACAGGGUCAUAAAGAAUGGCUUGCGGAAGUUCAGUUUCUCGGUGUUGUUAACCACCCAAACCUGGUAAAACUUCUAGGAUACUGUUCAGCAGAUGAUGAGAGAGGGAUCCAACGGCUUUUGGUAUAUGAAUUCAUGGCUAACAAAAGCUUGGAAGAUCAUCUUUUCAACCGGGCUUUACCUACUCUCCCAUGGAAAACAAGAUUAGAGAUUAUCCUUGGCGCAGCUCAAGGAUUAGCAUAUUUACAUUCGGGACUGGAGGUCCAGGUCAUAUAUCGAGAUUUCAAGGCUUCGAAUGUACUGUUAGAUAAGGACUUUAAACCAAAGCUCUCAGAUUUUGGGCUUGCAAGGGAAGGGCCAACUGGUGACCGUACUCACGUGUCAACAGGGGUGGUUGGGACUUAUGGGUAUGCAGACCCGGAAUACAUAGAAACCGGCCAUCUCUCGACCCACUCUGAUAUAUGGAGUUUUGGUGUGGUGCUAUACGAAAUCCUCACUGGUAGGCGUACUUUGGAAAGAAACCGCCCAACGUUGGAGCAGAAGCUCCUUGAGUGGGUGAAACGAUUUCCUGCUGAGAGUAAAAGAUUCAGCAUGAUAAUAGACCCAAAACUCAGAAACCAGUACUCAAUAAAUGCAGCUCGUAAAAUUGCCAAGUUGGCAGAUAGCUGCUUGAACAGAAAUCAAAAGGAACGGCCAUCAAUUGAUCAGGUGGUUGAGAGCUUGAAGCAAGCAAUAAGAGAUUCGGACGUGGGAAACACUUCUCUGAAUGGAAGCACCAGAUCACCUGGAUCUCAAGUUGUUCAGCGCAAACCAAUUAAGGUCGUGUAAAGAGAUCUUUGUUCUCUUAAAGAAAGCCAGCAUGAACCAAAACUUGUCUGCUGACUUAACAUCUGUUGAGUUUUUUCCCCCCUUCUCCUCUCCUCUCGUUUGUUGAUAGGUCUAGGUGUUGAUUCUGCUGAACUCAAAUGAGCAAGGCUUGUUCAACAACAUGAGAGACUAAGAAAUAAGGCAUUUGAAGAGAUCAGUAGAGGAUUGUAAAUCUCCAUAUCUAACUUUAGUUGUGAUUGGCAUUAUAAAAGUAGAGAAUUUGAUAUAAUGCUCAUUCUUUUUA